Molecule: messenger RNA, 26222 nt
Organism: Hylaeus volcanicus
Lineage: Eukaryota; Metazoa; Arthropoda; Insecta; Hymenoptera; Colletidae
Gene: gw
Product: trinucleotide repeat-containing gene 6A protein
Exons: 16
Coding region: 679-8436 (2585 amino acids)
Biological process (GO): miRNA-mediated gene silencing by inhibition of translation; positive regulation of nuclear-transcribed mRNA poly(A) tail shortening
Cellular component (GO): P-body; nucleoplasm
Molecular function (GO): protein binding; RNA binding
Source: RefSeq, a predicted model, not a curated record
AUAUACCAUCUAUCCGUACAUUCCUGUAGACAAUACGUAGGCACGUAAAUCUCCCAUAUAUAUGUAUACGUGCAUUAAUUUUUUACGUAUGUAUGCGUAUACGAAUUUCGCACAACACAUCGGAGAAAUUCUGUUCGACGUGUGCUUGUACAAUAUUUUUAGUUUGGACAUUAAUACACGUGUAACGUGGUAGCAUAUGCAUGCUCGUGCAUGUGUAUAAAAUUAUCUGUGGAAAACAAAAUUCCGUUUUAUUGUAACCAUUUACUCUAUUCUCGUUCACUAGCCUGGUUGUCGUUGAAACGUUCUCGCGAAAGAUUUUUUGGCGAGUAGUAGAAUUUUUCUGUCACUGGGGGGAUUCUCUUAUUUUGUGUGUUAUUUCUCUUUGUGGAGGAACUGCGAUGGUAAUUGUGUAUUUGUAAUAGAACGCGCGACAUCGAUCGGACCGAUUUCCGUUUCGGAGUUCCGCGUAUAUUUACGAUAUUUGAUUAGAACGAAUUGUUUCAUGGUGUUUGUUAGUGCGCGUGUCGACCAUUCAUAAUGCAUUCGAGUAUCGAAUAUUAUUUUGCGACAAGUUGUAGUGUUGGAUCUCCAUUGGCAUGGAGCUAGGAGCACAUUAAUAGUGAUAGUCUACAAGAUCUUGGUUUCUAUGCAUUGCCUGCCAAAGAAGAACUGAGCCCAAUGUUUCCACACAAUUCUAGUUCACAUGAGAUUUCUACAGAAACAAAUGCCUUCGUACAAAAUUCCAUGGGGGAUGCAGUAGUAUUAGGGAAAAACAGUCCGAUAGGGGUGGGGAAGGGAAAAGAAUCAGAAAAUGCUAGGUACUGUGAUAUCGAAUUCAUAAACAACAACACGAUGGUAAAACCUAUUAACCAUCUUGGAAAUACCGCCGCCAAUGACUUUUUAACCGUCCUGUUGAGCCAAACUGGCAAGUCCAUCUUGACCAGUCGAGGCCCGACCUGCCAGUCAGUGGCGUCGUCAACCACAAUACACCCAACAAAAAAUCACUUUCUAACUUACGAUAAUAAUAAUAAUCCUACACUAAAUAAUCGCUCAAGACGAGCCGAACAUAAUCAUCAAGAUGAUCGAAAAACAACAGUUAAUGCAACAACAAAAAGAAAACAACCGGGCUCGCCCGGAAAACAAAAACCGGGCAGCUCCGCCAAUAACUCUAAGUCUAUAUCUAAGACACUAAGUGAUAAUAAGAUUAGCUGUAGCGUAUUAAACAUUAGGGUACUAAAUAUAAGCAUAAAUCUACGAUUAACAGGGGAUAAGUGCGCAAUCGGUGAAGGGGUACCUAGCCUAGUUAGGAUACCCAAGUCUGAUCGCCCCUCAUCAGGCCACUUCUCUCUCGACUCUCUUGACAAUUACUCCUUACUAGGGUCCUGCCUUCAUCCGGGCAAAUACAAUAACAUUAAGUCUAAUUCUAGCUUCGUAAGUAAUAAUAACGAUAACUACAAGUCUGUGAUAUUGCUCAGCUCAACCAGUAACCAUUAUUUCCUCUGCGUCGAAAUGGACAGUGGUGCGAUCGCAAUGAGACUAGGAGCCCGUUUCAAUCCACUCAGAUUCUUAGCGAACUCUUCUUUCGACGGUUUAUUGUUACACAAAUCGUUUCUUUUUCAAUCGCAGGAUGAACACCGUACAAUUAUGUAUAUAUCCUCGACGAGUGAUCGGAUCAUUAAAAUUAAGCGCUCUUCGGCGGGAUUCAUGAUUAAAACGAAACUCGUCCCUCGUGAUUUCGAUCAAGAAGGAUCGCGGGAAUUGUCUUUGAUAUGUUUAAUUAAAUUUGUUUUCGAUCACGUUAAUAUCCCGAAGUGCGUAUCACCGUGUCAAAAUCAAAACAUGGCCGAAUUUCUCUGUAUCGAAAUGGAGUUCGAAAACCUACAAAACAUUGCAAACGAUACAUCGCGUGAUUUAACAUUUGACGAUAUUCCUUUAGCCGAUAUUAAUCAAGAAAUUCUAAAAUUUCUAUUCACAUAUCUAUUUUUGAAAAACGAAUCUCGCCUUCUGUUCAGCCUGGGUAUCGCGAGGGAGUUGUCAAACGAAGUUAACUUCUCGUACGGGGAAUUGGAGCGACAACCUUCGCGCGUACUUAGCGAUCUUCUCUUGAGUAGCGCGUUCUCAAAAGUCAACAUUUCGUCCAUGAUAAUCGAAUUUUUUCUUGGGGACACUAACGAUACGAAUAAGGAAUACUUGGAGAAUGUUACGUCGUACGAUAUAUCUGGUGUUAACAAUAAUAUCGCGCUGGCACACAUUGAGGAAAACUAUGUAAAAAUAUCAAAGUUGCCUUUAAAUUUCGUGAUGCUAAAGAAAGUUAAAUUAAGUGAUAGAUCGUCGAACGAAGAAUCAGAUUCGAUUAAGGAAGGGAAAAACGUGGCCACCAGUUCUUCCAUUACGCUUAUCGUUCCCGGAAACGAGCUAACUGACCAGCCUCUGCGACCUCUCCCAUUGAGAAACGCGCCGAAACGCGCACAAUCCUCUCCUCCAUGGCUCGACCUGGUCGCGAGCGAGCUGACGCAACGCGCAUGUGUUCCAUUCUCGUUAGAUCGUAAGCUUUAUGUGGUUAAAUUUAGGUAUAAGGUGAUAUGCGAUUUUAGUAUUAUGUGGAAGGGGAUACCGAGCCACGAGACUAGCUACGAAAGGACACAUCUCGAUGUCCACUACUCAAACGUUACUUUCAACACGAAUGUGAGAACAUUGGCCCGCAAACCUCAAGAUUUUAUCACGACGAAGCCAUAUUCGGAGAUCGAAACACUCUCAAACAACCACGGAACAACAAAUCGUGAACUUGUCAACUUCAAUAAACAUAUUCCAGCAUCUCUCAGCAAACCAUCGGCAACGGUAUCGACAACGACGAUUUAUUGUAAAACUUGGACUGGACUGUUCACGGAAAUAAUUGCAAACAUAAACAGCGACGAUUCGACCUCAAACACGCAAACAUUGGAAAAUUUAUUAAACGCAACCACUUGGAAGAAGCCGAGCGAUAGAAUUUUGGUCUCCAUCGAUACAUCUGCACGAAAUUCGUACUACUCGUUUCCGUAUGAAAUCUUUGGCGCGGCGUAUUCGAAAGCCUCGACUUUGACGAAGGAAUAUCCAAACGCUUGGUUCGUAAUAAGAACAUCGGAAACAAUAAUUUUGAAUAUAAAUGAAAGGAUGGCGGAGAUGUUGUCCUGGGGAAUUAAUAGUAUUAGUAACGUGGCAACAAUUACUGUUGGUGCUCUUUCAUUUCAGGAUAAUGUUAAGUCUAACGAGCCCGUGGGCGCUUAUUUCGCGAACUAUAGGUACCCGGGGUCGUGCGUGCGUCUGGACCCUGGGUUUGUUAAGUCUCUUUCUAAGUCUACUAUAGGGGAUAGAUAUAGGGUUAAGGGGGAGAACCAAGCCGAGUUCGCUCUCUACAUUCCUACUACGACUACCUGCAAGCCUACGAUGACGCUUAAACGCCAAUCUGCAUCCCGAAUAAUCGGUGUACCUGGAUCUCGGCCGAAAUACUUCGAGACAUUAUGGCCCGACCAAAUGCACACUCCUCACGAUUUUUAUGACAGUCUGCCGAAGUGUUUAACGAGAUAUCGCAAUGAUUCUCUUCCUGGGGGCGAAUACAAAGAAGACUCAUUGAGAUGUUUCGACUGCUUUAACGAACAAAUCAUACGCCGAAAUGCUGCUAAGAAUGUUGACCGUAAUCAACUGGAAAUGAUCAAAUAUCGUACCGCCGUCUAUUUGCAUGGCGAUCGACAUGCUAAAGCAGGGCUAUCUCGUUUACGUGGAUUUGAGGGGUAUGAUAAUUGCCAAGAUACGCGCGAGCUAAUAGAAGGGAAUGUUUCUAUUGUUUCAUCGUACUCUAGUUCACCGAAACGAACGAGGUUAAGAUAUCAAGUUUUUAUCGACGUGAUGAAUGAAAACGUUUCUCUAGAAAAUCUCUGUGAUGUAUAUCGAUUUAAAGAGACGUACAAAAUACACCAAAUUAUCGGAUUUGAUGUUGAGAAUAUUUUCGCUGGAAGUCCGAUCAAUUCUAAUCAAAUCGCUCUUAUCAGUUCGAUGUUUCAAACUGCCCAAUACAUUGACAAUGAAGGAUUUAAUGUAAAUUCCCCGGAUACGAAGAAGAUGGCCGUAAUUGUGAUAAACCUCCGCGAUUGCGAUCAAUUCGAAGAAUGUCAAACUCAUGUCUGUGCAACGAACAGCCAGUGCUUCGAUGGAGAGAGGAUUGCCUCAAAUCGAACGGAAUAUAUCAUGCCUGCGGGGAACGCGAUUUCCGUUGAUACGGAAAACAAAGAAAUCUCUGCGAGCAACUCCAGCCGAGGCCACCUCAUCGAUUGCGCAAGGAAUCUCAUUGCAGCGUCCGUAGGGGUUUCCAAAGAUGCUCUACAAGCUCUAAAAUAUGAUCUUAAACACGUGUUAACUCUCCUUUUCGGAUCGAUCUCCAAUAUAGACGAUCCCAGUCUAGAGUACAGGAAGAGGUGGGGGAUUUCCAACAUACUUAGACUAGCUGGCGGUGGUGAAAGUUCAUUGAACAAUGGUGGAGCUGCAAAUUGGGGUUCUGCGCAGACCAGCGCUACAAAUAAUAAUAAUAGCAAUCAAUCCACGUGGGGAGGGACUUCAGGGAAUCCUUCUGGGAACAGUGGGACAACUGGAAAUUGGUCUGGGAACAAUGUAAAUAGAUCUGCUGCUGGCAAUCCAACGAAUCAAAAUCAAGGACCACUCAGUGGACAAAACGUUCCGGGUAACGUAAAUAAGAUGAAUAAUCCAAAUCAGCAAGUGAAUCAACAAUCAGGCCCACCGACUUCUCAAUCAAGCAGUACAAAUCAGGGUGGUCAGAACAAUAACCAAUGGUCGCACGGUAAAUCCAAUUCUGGAGGGCCUGGCCAAAACCCUUCUGUCCCAAAUAAUAACAAUAAUUCAGUGCAACAACAACAGCAACAGCCGCCAAACUCCAGUAGCAAUAAUAAUCAGACGAAUAAUCAGGCGAAUAAUCCUGCUCAGGGAUCCGUUAACAGUAGUAAUACACCUGCUAGUAAUAAUCCUUCGACAAAACAACAACUGGAGCAAUUGAACAUUAUGAGGGAAGCACUUUUCAGUCAAGAUGGCUGGGGACGUCAACAUGUGAAUCAGGAUACAAACUGGGAUCUUCCCACAACUCCAGAGCCUAAUACGACGAAAGAGGCAGGUCCUGUGUGGAAGCUGCCAGUAAAUACCGGUACAGACCUAUGGGAAACCAAUAUCAGAAACGGUGGUCAACCACCGCCUCAACAACAACCAAAAACCCCUUGGGGUCAUACUCCAGUCACAAACAUUGGUGGAACUUGGGGCGAAGAUGACGAAGCUGUCGAUUCGUCAAGUAUGUGGACCGGCGCUCCUACAUCUUCCCAACCAAACACUGCCGCUGGACAAUGGACAACCAGUACCGGUAAUCAAACCGGUAUGUGGGGAGGAUCUAAUUGGGGUGACCCAAGAAUCGACCAUCGAGAUCCUCGAGAUCUUCGUUCUGUCGACCCCAGAGAAAUGCGAGAUCCUCGUGAUCACAGAAUGUCCUUGGAUCCUCGAGAGCACAUACGUGUGAUGGAUCCAAUGGCUCGAGAUCCCAGAAUGGCGGACAUGCGCGGGGAUCCUCGAGGAAUUUCUGGAAGAUUGAAUGGCGCCAGCGCGGACGCCAUGUGGGGCCAACCACCAGGUCCUCCGCAUCAUCAGAUGGGACAUCAACAUCCUUCGGGACCACCGGCAAAGAUGUUGAAUCCUUCGAGUAUAAAUCAGUGGGUUGCCCCGCCGCCAAAAGAUAUUAUGCCUGGGAAACCAUCAGGCUGGGAAGAACCUUCUCCACCCACGCAAAGAAGAAGUGUUCCGAAUUAUGACGAUGGCACUAGUUUAUGGGGAAAUGCUGCAGCUAAUCAGAGGACUAUACCUGGAAGUAAAGUUUCUCAUUGGAAGGAUCUUCCGACACCAAAUGUAGCAAGAGGAGGAAUGCCGUGUCCCCCAGGUAUGCCGCAAAACAGAAUGCCAGGUCAACCUGGAAUGAAACCAGACGUUAGUGGACCAAUGUGGGGUCAUCCUGGUGCUCCCGGCGGACGAAAUGGUAGCUGGAGCGAAGGACCACACGACACAGGUUCAUGGGAUGAUCCAAAAACGCCAAGUACCUGGAACGAAGCUCAGUUAAAUCCUGGCACUUGGGGUGGACCUAGUGCGCACAAACCCAAACCUAUGGGACCCGCUGUAAGCUGGGUUGAUACUGAUAUGGAUCAUUCUCCUAGUUGGGGUCAUCCUACAAAACCUACUCUUACAAAGGAAGUUAUAUGGAAUAGCAGGGAAUUUCGAUAUCUCUGUGAUUUAGGAUUUAAAAAAGAUGAUGUGGAACUGGCACUGAGAAAUCGUGAAAUGAAUAGAGAGGAAGCUUUGGAACUUUUGAGUCAGUUGCGGCCUUCAGAUCAAUGGAGAAGACAUGAUGCACACUCCACCUAUGAUCCUGCUAAUCAAGCUACAACUGCACCAGCAUAUCCUAGAUUUAAUCACGUCGCACAGCAGAUGUCUUUUCCUCCGGGUGCUGGUGUCGCAAGUGGAAAUACAACCAGUAGUGUAGGAGGAUCAGUUGCUAGCGCAAGUCUAUUAAAGCUACAACAACAGCAACAACAAACUGCUGUUCCGUUGCAACAACAGCAACAACAGCAGCCUGGCGGCAAUGCACCGCAGCCACCUUUCAAUCAGGCUUCUAGAACUCCUCAAAAUCAACCAAGUACUCAACAGCUGCGCAUGUUAGUGCAACAAAUUCAGUUAGCCGUCCAAGAAGGUUACUUAAAUCAUCAAAUUCUAAAUCAACCACUUGCACCUCAAACUUUAAUACUUCUGAACCAAUUAUUGCAACAAAUAAAAGUUCUGCAGCAACUUCAUCAGCAACAUUCGGUGCAAAGUACAAUGAAGGGUAAUGGCCAAUCAGUUCUGCAGAUUAGUGUACAAAUUACAAAGACAAAGCAGCAAAUCGCGAAUUUACAAAAUCAGAUUGCUGUACAACAAGCUACUUACAUGAAGCAGCAACAACAGCAGCAACAACAACAACAGCAACAACAGCAACAGCAACAACACCCAGUGCCACCGUCUCAGAGCUCGGAAUAUUAUAAAAGCUCUGUGCAUGAUCCCAUGUCUGCACUGCAAAACAGUUUUACAGAAUUGACUAUGAACAAGGAGCCCCCAAUCAGUCAGCAACAAUCAAGGCUUAACCAGUGGAAGUUACCUUCAUUGGACAAGGACGGAGAGUUAGUUUCGAAUGAAUUCUCGAGGGCACCAGGAACAACUAGUAAGCCAGCAGCAACAUCGGCUGGUUUGACACAAUCACACAGUAGUCCUAACAUGAAUCCUUUGUUGGGUCAAGGAGAUGGUACAUGGUCAACCAGACUCGGAGACAGUGGGUGGCCAGAUCCAGGCAAUACGGACUCCACUGACGGAAAGGAUUGGCAGCCAACUGGUGCAGCUGCUUUCACUGACCUUGUGCCUGAGUUUGAACCUGGCAAGCCGUGGAAGGGUACCCAGAUGAAAAGCAUCGAGGAUGAUCCAAGCAUUACUCCCGGUUCAGUGGUCCGUUCACCACUGUCUUUAGCAACGAUCAAAGAUCCGGAUGCUCUUUUCUCUUUAAGUAGCAAAACGUCUCCACCGCCGCAACAACCUACCAAUCUUGAUACUUCGAUACCAAGUUUGAGUAAUUCUACAUGGACAUUUAAUCCACCUACUACUACGCCGAGUGCAUUAUUUACCAGCUCAAAAAACACUUGGGGCGAGUCUGCACCACCGCCGACUGCGGUCACGUCGGAACUCUGGGGAGCCCCAAUGAGUAAAGUACGUGGUCCACCGCCAGGCCUGAGUAGCAAAGCCACCGGAAAUACGAGCAACGGCUGGGCAGGCUUCGGCACUGUCGGUAGACCGUCUAGUUCUUGGGGCUUUCAAUCAAGCACAAACGCUGGCUGGGUUUCCACUUGGUUACUACUGAAAAAUCUGACGCCUCAAAUCGAUGGUUCUACGUUGAAAACCCUUUGUAUGCAGCACGGCCCUGUUCAGGACUUUCGCUUAUACCUUAAUCAUGGAAUUGCAUUAACCAAGUAUUCGUCAAGAGACGAGGCUAUCAAGGCACAAGGUGCUCUAAACAAUUGCGUCCUGGGCAACACGACAAUUUUCGCAGAAUCGCCAGCCGAUAGCGAGGUACACACUCUCUUGCAACAACUAAGUCACGGAGGUCAACAGCAAGCUGGAGCAACAGCUGGAGCAGGCUGGGGCUUGCGACCAUCGAACAAAACUGGUCCUCCACCCGACACCUGGGCCGGUAGUUCCAGUCAACUGUGGGGUGCUCCACCGAGUAGUAAUUCUCUUUGGAGCAACGCUGGCAUCGACAGCAACGAUCAACAACGUGCUACGCCCAGUUCUCUGAACUCGUACUUACCCGGAGAUCUUCUGGGAGGUGAGUCGAUGUAGAGUGCCGCACGGAGGAGCGGUAUCACUCGUGCGACGACCAAGCAUUCUUCUUCACGAUACGUCAAUUAUAUUGCGCAUUGUCAGACAGACGAGCCGGUUCUCACGAAUAAGUUACUUAAAUCAGUGUCGCAUAUGCGUGCAGCCUGAUACAACAAACGUGAUUCCGGCGUUAAUAGGGAUCUGAUUUGAUUUUUUUUUUGUUUUGUUUGUUUUCAACGGAAGUUUGAAACCGGGAUUUACGGAGGAGGGGGAAAUACUAUGAAUUUUAAGGCUUUCGGUGUGCGCCGUGUUUUGUUGACGGUUUAGGGUAGCACCGUCUACAUUUAACGACGCGCGUAAAUUGUGUUAUUAUUACGCGUACUAUGUUGUUUUUAAACCUUCAAUUAGUAUUAUCAUUGUAUUGCUUAUGUUGCAACAUUGGUGUUUCGGUAUUUUAAGAUAAUACUAAUUUCAUCCAAUGAUAACGCGCGUAUGUAUGUACGAAAGUGCACAUACACGCACCAUUUUUUUUCGAUAGACACAGUUUUAUGAAGUUUCAAUUAUUGAAUUAGUAUUAUUCUUUCUGUGCAGGUCGCGUUUUUAUUAAUAUAUGUUUCAAUGAUAAUUCUUUGCUAAUAUUCCGUUUAUUCAGCAAAUAUGUAUUAUUAGUAUGUUUCACUGUUUAAGUUGGUACCUUCGGUAUAUGCUACAUUCUUCGAUGUUUUUAAUUUUUCCUCAAUUUAGUUAUUACUGCGCGCGCAUAUUUCUAUAGUGCAAGUGUUCGAUGAUCACUGGAUAUACGCUGUAGUAUGCUAGAGAGACCCUCAUCUGAAAAUUGAAUACUGUGUUGCAUUUUUCAAUAUUUAGUAUAUUCGGAUCUGUUGUUGUUUUAUCUAGUAAUGCUACUGAUGCCACAACAUGCGUAUUUUUUUUCAUACGCGUCAUAUUUAAUUAUUGCAUAUUACUAUAUUUUAAUUCGUAAAUUAAUAUAACUGAUACAACGUUGUAUGCGCGUUGUCUUUGUCCAAUGUUUAAAUCUAUUGAUACGUGCAAAAUUCGUAUUCACAAUAACUGUUCAUAACAUUAACUGAAUUUUAAAUAUUAUAUUGGUGUGCGUUACAAUUUUGCUUCAAUUAUAGUAUAUCUAUCGUAUACAAAAAAAAAGUGCGCGCGCAUGUGAUUAAUACUAAACAUAUUAACGCGCAAAACAGUUUCAUUAAAAAAUAACAUCAAUUUCAACUCCUGUUGUGUAUUUUGGGAAUUGAAGCACAAACAAUAGAAAAGUUACAAAAAAAAAAAGAAAAAAAGAAAAAAAGAAAACUAUGCGUAUACACCGCAGCCAUUAGCUUUGAGAGAAUAAAAAAAAAACGUCGGCUGAUUUUUAAUGAGACGCUGCCAACGCUUUUUUUUUAAAGAAUGCGCGUGUAAGAAAGUAAAUUAUGAUUGAUGGUCUCACGAGUGUUCCACUUUUUUGCUCUGAACAGUUUCCUUUAAUUGAGACUGCAAUGCGUAUUAUAUAUCAAACGUAGACUGUACCAAUCUAAUCAAAACAGAAAAAGUGGCAAAGAGGAAUAAGAUAUGAAUGAAAUGAAAAUGAAAAAAAAAAAGGAAGAAAUAAGAAUGAAAAACUUCUUAAAGAAACUAAGCGAGGACCGCGUCGAUGCUACGGGCUAUACCUACCUCUUCCAUUAGCACCGGAGAUAGAGAAUCGACUUUUUAGUUGAAUUUUCCUUUCAGUUUAAACGUAAUGAUAGCAAGAAUGGCUUAAGUGAUUAUUCCUAAUAGAAUGCCAGCAAUAACAUGAACAACAAUCGUCGUUAACGAUGAUUGAACAUUCACUCAUGAAAUUGUAUUAAGUUUGACAAAAUCAACCAUUGCUACCAUUAUUCUUUUAGGAUACGUAACGUUAAUUACCAGUUAUCGAUGUGUUCAGCUACAUUAUUUGAGUCUCGACGAAUAUUUAAACAUUAGCGAUUCGACUAAAAACCGAUUCUUUAUCGACAAAUGCCCAGAAACCUUUAAAAAAAAAAAGGGGGUAGUAUAUCGGGGUCCGAGUUCUUGCGACGACAACAAAAACGAUACCAAAUGUUAUCGCAAUAACGUAAAUUUUAUUCUAUAUUAAAUCUAAAUGCCACCUGUCGUGCCAAUGUCCAGCGUGUCUCUUUACCAUUUACUAAUUAUAGAGUUAUAACGAAUAUGGCAAUUCGAUGUUUUUUCUCUAGCUAUCUUUGUCUGCCUGCCUAUCUGUGUGUCUGUCUCUAUCUUUCUCUAUUCUUUAUAAAGUGACUGGUAUUGAGGAGAAAUAAUUAUACCACUUCCCAUUGGUUGAUAUAAAUAAGAUAUUAUUAUCGGAAACGAUUCAUGCAUAUAUGUCUUAACAUCACGAUGAAAUUCUAAACGAAACUUUUCCUUUCGCGAAAACGUUUCGAAUUUUCGAGUCGAAGGUUUUAGUGACGAAAAGAAUUCAUUUUUAGAACCAUUUCAAUUUUUUUCUUUUUUCGUAUGUUUCUUUUUUUUGUACUUCUACAAUUAGAAGUGUUAUCAGCAUGCGACAAAGAUUGUUCUUUCGUUCCGGUUUAAAUCCAGUCGGUACAGUGAAUCUAGUACAAUUAUAUUAGCUUUUUCGAUUGUUGGUUGUACAAGAUGUGAAAUAUACUUCCACGUAAUGUAAUUGAAUUUCUCACGCACCAGAAAAUAAGAGAAAGUUAACUGUCUUGUAUAUUUACUGCGGUGAUCUUUUGUGCUAUCGAAGGAGCGAAUCACAAUAUAGUUGUAAUUUUUAUUAGCGCCACGCAGAUAUUUUUUAACGAAUGAAGAAAGUUAUACUAACUUCUCCCUGUAACAGGUGACAGCUUAGUACCAUAUAACGCAGUACAUAUAACGAGUAUUAUGUUUAGGUUUAAAUUCGGUCCUAUUGGACUAAUUGCUUUUUCUAUGAAUAGCUUUCGUUAUCUAUUGUUGAGAAAUGGUAUGUUCUACGUCACUACGAUUUAAUUCUGAUUAAAUUAAUUAUUUAAAAAGAGCGAUACGGAAUUAAUCUCGAAAAUUCGAUGGAAUGAUCAAGACAAAAAAAAGAAACAAAGACAUUGAUGAUAGCGUAACUUUUUCUAAUUGGACCAUUGGGAGGGAGGUUCGAUGUUAAUAAGAAAAAAAAAAAAAGAAAGAGGUGAAAAUGAGAUGUAGGAUUGAGGAUUAGGCGAAGCCUUAUGAAGUCUCAUCACCUCCUCCCCCUCCGUUGUGUGCGUGUGUGUACAUGGACGAUUUAUGCGGCAUCUUGUGCAUACAUGCAUAUGUGUAUAUGCGUCUGUCUGCGUGCAUGUGUGCGUGUAUGUGUAUGAUUUCAACGUCAAAGUACCUGAAUGGACUGAUAACCAUACCGAUGAAAAAAAAAAGUGUUUAUUCAUUGCACAAUAUCUUUUUUCUAAUGUUUUGAAGUACAUCGUAACGCCCUCAGGCCUGCAGUCUUGUUUAAUCCCAAGACUGACGCUCUUUUUCACAAUUUGCCAUUAAGCGGAUAAACGAAUUUGACGAUAACAAAAAAAAAAGAAAAAGAAGCGUGAAACUUUAAUCUUCGAACCGCGUCAUCGAGUGUCGAUGCAAUUCAAAAUUUGUUACGUUUCAACCGGGGAUUUGACUUAUUCAGGGCUGAUUACCGUUUGGGUAUUAACGAGUUCGAAUCGUUGCGUGCAUUCUGGAGUUUACUCAUACGUAAAAGUUACCGUGACUAGACAAAUUUCAGUCAUUAACGCUUGAUAAGUAAUCAAAUCGUUGGGAAGCUAAUUUUCUUAAAAUCCGAGAAAUGAGGUUACCACGUAAUAGCUAAUAUAAAUGAAGGGAUCAAAAAACGAAAAAAUGGAUUUUGAUGAAUUUCGUACCGGGGGAGUCGUCUGAAAAAGAAAAAGAUUAAAAAUGGAUUGAAUUCUUUGAAAUCAAAAGCUUGGGAAACGUGUAUGUUUAGAAUUUCCGUAAUUAUUAAAAAAGAAAAAAAAAAAGUUAUAGGAUGUAAUGAAUAUAUGUAUACUCUUUAGUAGGUGGGAAAUUAUUGGUACAUGUGUAAGUAGAUAGAAAAGUACUUAAAAUAUAAAAAAAUUCUCAGUCGUAAGUUUGGAAACCAAAGAAAGUCGACACUAGAAAACAUUUUUUACCAAUUAACUAUUGACGUUGGUAAUAAAAGUAAAUGCUGUACGGACCGAGAGAUCGUAUGAUAUAGACUGACCUACGUAUUCAGUCAUAAAUAUUAGAUAUUUUUUUUUUAUUUCAUUUUUCUUUCUAAUUUUUUUUUUUUUUAAGUAAAGGCUUACACGUUUAUAAUACGCCAGAAGCAAUAUCGUCUUUAUCGUUCGAUGUUUUCAUUCUAAUCUUUGUUAUUGAAAAAAGAAAAAGAAAAAAUCUUUCGAGGAAGAUAGAAAUUCGAUAAUCGAACUUUGCACGACAUUACUGAAGACAGAUGAAAUUAAUCGAGAUAGGAUGUACACCUAACAAUGCCCGUUUUUGUAAUAUUUUGAAAGACGCUUAUUAAUAUUUUAUGUACUAUUUAAUAUCACUGCUAAUGACGUUAAUGUAAUAGUUGGUGUAAUAGUAUUCACUUACAAAAACAACUUGUUUAGAAGGCUCGAAAAAAGCUAAUUAAGUAGAUCGUAUAAACUUCAAAAUAUACGUGAUAUAUAUAUCACGUAUUUGUGUAAAAAAGGGAAAAAAGCAAAAAAAAAAAAAGAAAAGGUAAUCGAAAACGGAAAAAAGUAUUGGAGCUUCGUUGUAGCUAUCCCAAAAGACUUCCAUCGAGUGUAACGCGUGUUGGUACUGUGUUAUUCCAAUUGCGAGUAGUUAGUUAGAAGAGAAAUCUAAAAAAAGAAAAAAAUACCUUUCUAAGAGUCUAUUCAAACUUAAACAAACAAAAAAAUGCAUUUGCCUUAGUUCGUUUCCUCGAUACUACGUUUACUCUGAUUAUACCUGAAGACUAACUGUAUUUAGAGAGAGAUGUACUGUUGUUUUUUUUUUUCGCAACUUAUAUUCCUAGAUAAAUAAGUUUUCUCGUAUUUCUUCACUUUUUUUUUUUAAUUAAGUACUUCAUCGAAUUUCGAUAACAUAAUUUACGAGAUCCUUUUCUUUUCUUUAAUAUCUAGUGCUUGAUAAAAGCUGCCUCUUUGUAACUCAUCGAAAAUUAGGCGACGAUAAGACCGUUGUAUCCAGAUGAUAUUUUCGGGUUCGCGUCGCGGAGCCGUCGAUAAAAAAAAUAAAUACUGCACGUAAUAACAAUAUUACUACUAAAUAGUAAGAGUAACAACAAUAGUCAUGACGAUAAUAAUUUGUUUAACGAGUAUUUAAUAAUAGAGGCGUCUGUCUGAACCGAAAUAAGGAUUACCGGUAGCAGUUGCAAUAAAAGUUGAUAACGAGUAAUAGUAUUAGUAGCAGCGGCAACUAUGAUAGUAAUAACAGUAAGGAGAUAUAUAUAUGUCAUCGUCAUAUCAUCACCCCAGCUUCCUCGUCUCUCUACGGUAUGUCGGAAUCUGGAAUAAUGACCCUUACGCUGUCACCUGCCUGUGUAGUUGUCGAAGACAGUAGCGACAGGUACUCCGCGAUUGGCUCGUGAACGGUGUGAUUAACACUUUACCGACCGGUAGCGGUUCAAGAUCCUAUGCCCUUCUCACCGGCCGCUCGGCAGCAUAUUUUCCCUGGCACCGGGAAUUUGAUAAAAAUACGAGAGCUCACAGAGCAAAGCAACUUGUAUCUCAAUUCAAAGUAACAAGUACUUGCUAGUUACCAUAGCAGUUACCGGUCGGUGAGCGUUGGGGACAAGAAACCGAUUAAUCGGCUACCGGUCGGUGAGCGUUGGAGAUAAAAAGCCGAUUAAUCGGCUACCGGGUCGGUGAGCGUUGGAGACAAAAAGCCAAUUAAUUGGCUACCGGUCGGUAAAAUGUUAAAAAACCCACGAACGUGUCACCUUCGCUCUCUUUAUUCUCAUUUGUCUCUAAAUCGAGGAGAGUAGCGUUUAGCAGAGUGGUAGCCGAUUAAUCGACUUUACCGGUCGGUAAAGUGUUAAGAAACACACGAACGUGUCACCUUCGCUCUCUUUAUUCUCAUUUAUCUUUAAAUCGAGGAGAGUAGGGUUUAGCAGAGUGGUAGAGUAACGCAGGAAUACACGCAGUAAGGCAUUUUUCUCGCCAACCGCUCGUCCGCAGUUCGUAGAUCCCAAUACGCUCGAUCAAUAAAGGGAAUGUUGACAGAUCGAUGCUGUGUCCGAAAUUCUGAGUGAUUGGAAUAGAUCCGUUUAUAGGGCCAACGGAAUAUAAAUCCUUCGCUGGGGAGGUGGUUCACUACGCGCCUUAAACUUAGACACAUUCAGUGGUUGUUCGGCUUCUGGUUCGAUAAAUGCACGUGUAGAGCUGGCUUCGCGGUCACGAUUACGCCAUGUCUCGAGACGUGAUUGAUUGCGCUUUACUCUGCCGGCUGUCUUUGUUCGUCGUUGCAACUUAAUCUCAUAAUAUUGGGCCUCUCGCGCCGGAUCGGCAUCAGACAACCUUCUCGAGGGAACUUUCUUGGACUCGUAGAACUCCCACGUUCGCUGAUAGUCGUUUCUUCGUCACGGAAUCGCUCGUCGGUCAUUGUUACGAGUCUCUGAUUAUUUACUCAUAAAAAACGACUUAAAACGUAGUUGUAUAUCGGUGGUCGGGUGUCAUCUGUGCUUGUGCGCGUGUUAUUUAUUAAUCGUAGAAAUAACAGCUAUAAAAGAAAGGUAGCAGUGCCGUCGGCAAUGUUAGUAAUAGCGGCAAUAUUGUUUAAUGUGAUAAUAGUAUUAACGAUGGUAUUACCACUAUUACUACUAUUGCUUUAGCCGCUGCUACAGUCAUUAUUAUUGUGAUUCUCAUUGUAACUAGACACACGCACACAACGUGUUUUUAUUUUUCUCUUUUCUUUGGGUAUUACCGUAGCUGCUAUUCCUAUCGUUCCUUAACGUUUGUUAUUGUUACUACUACUACUACUACUACCGCUGCUGCUAUUAUUUCUACUAAUGCUAUCAUUACUAUUACUACCACUGUUAUUAUUAACGAAUAUUCACUACCGAUACCGCCGGUGUUGCUACUGUUUUUGCUGCCCCCCAAAACUGGUACUACCAACGCCACUCGUCGCUGUCGACGUGAUUCUCGUUCUCGCAACUAUCAUUACCAUUAGUUUAUUAUUUACGAUAGUAGUAUAUCAUUACCGUUAUUAUUACUAUUAUUAUAAGUGCAAUUAUUGUUACUGCUACCACUACUAUUACUACUAAUUAAUAGCGAAGAAGAAGAAUAAAAGAAAAAGUGGAAGUUAUUCUACAACUGUCGGUGCUGUUUAAUUGCCACUGCUGUUAUUAUCAGUAUCGCCCACUGGUAAUCGCUGCACUUCGUUCGUGGUUAUUAAAUACGACCAUAUUUAUAGAAUUACUAGUAUCGCCGCCCGCCGCCUGUUGCUGCUCACGGGUGAUAACGUAAGGCGAUAGUGAUACUGACAGUAGCUGUGCGAAAAACGAUAAUAGUGGAUAAGCAUCAUCAGUGGCUAUAGUCACGUUAAUAUUAGAUCGAAUAGGAUUAACCAUGGUAGUAGUAAUAAGGCUGCUUAUCGUAAUAUAAAUCGUGUGAAUGGAACAUAUGAACGUUACUGAAUUACAAUAUCCAUAACCAAUAAUCCGUAAAAAACAAUAAUAAGGUGAUGAUCAUGAUAACGAUAAUAAUAGUAAUAACGAGUAUAAUAUUAAUACUUAUAAUUACGGAUAGUAGUAGUAGUGAUAGUAGUAGUACACUUGUGAUUACGAGGGUACCGACGACAGCGAUGUACCGUGGCGUUUAUCGAUAAAGGCAACAAGGCUUCGUAAGAGUAGGUAAUAAUAGUAUUAAUAGUGACGAAUCAUAAAUAAAUAUUAUCGAUUAAUAUACGAGCAAAGGUCUGAGGGCGUUCUGGGCAUAGUAAUGUACUUCAUUUGCGUUCCGCGUGGGUGGAACAUAAAUGUAUAUUACAAAGGGAAAAACUAAAUUUAUACGAGCGCUGGUACUUCCAACGACAAUGUUCUCCUUUUGUCAUUUGAGAUAAAAAGAAAAUGGGAAAAAAAAAUCAUAAGAAAAACAAUCCAUUGUCCUUCGUUGUGGGGGAUAGACGGCAGCACACUCCAAGCAUAAUCGAAGUAUGCUUGUAAUUGUAAUCGUUUAAUAAGCUAAGCUAAACAAAAUAUAUGAAGUACAUAUACGAAAUAUUUACGACACUGAGGGCUAAGUAUGUAUAGUUUUAUCGUAUAAUUUAAAGACUUUCUGGGGUAAUGGAUUCUCAGUUGGAAUUUUUUUUCGGAAUCGUUUCUCGUUUAUAAACGGUCGAAAUUUUAAUAUGUUCUUUUCAUUUGUUAAACAAUUUUAAUUAUCGAAAAAUAUACAAAGAAAAAGAGAAAAUUGUCUUCUUAUGUCGAAAGUAUCGAUUCAUUUUUGGCAACAUUUACAAGUGUCGCAUUUUCAAUUACCAGUUUUAUUUCAUCGCAAAUCCUGUUCAUAAGGAAAUUGCAUUUAGAAAUCCAAGUAAUUGUUAGUCGCCCCCUAAAUGCCUCAACGAAUUUUAAUCAUUGAAUGUUACUAUUUAUUUAGAAAUUCGAGAAUAUUCCAGCAUACUUUGCCUUUUCUUAAAACUUUGUCUAUUGCAAUGAGAAACCUUUUGGACAAGAGUUAUUAGGAUCUGUUUUGAAACUCUCAAACAAUGGAACGAAGAUCCAUAAUCUCACGGUUAGAAGAACUGAUGUAUAUUGUAUUUUACCCGAAAACGUCGACAAGGAAGGUACAAGUAGGAACAACUAAUCAUAGUGUAAUAGUCAUUCUCCUCAGUGUUGUUAAUUACCAUGAAAAACGCAAGUCUAAGAUACUAGCAAAUCGAUAUGAUGCAUCUUUGAAAAAAAAAGCAAAUCAGCCACACGUUAGUCAUACUGUAAUUUUUUUGUGCGCAUGCGCAAAACUACGUGUCCACGACCCCUACUCUUUGCACUGUAGACUUAGGAAUAUAGGGGCGGGGUGUAAGAUUAGUUCGUAGGGGAGAGGGAAGUAACGCCUACUCGAGGGCGUGACCAAAAUUGUUCUUAAGUUUGAUUGGCCGCAUUUUCACGUAUACUCCGUACCGCCUAAGACGAAUAUAUAUCUAUAUAUAUUAACUAUAAAUUAAUACAGAUGUUUAAGUUGAUACUAAAAAAGUGAUUACUCGUGAAUUUAAAGUUUGAAUAUAAUGAUAAUUCAAGAGAUAUACGCACCUUCGAUUAUUAGAACGUAUGAGAUGAAUGAAAUAUAUAUACAAAUAAUGAAAUAUAUUCUAGAAAUAUACACAAUGAUUUCGAACAUAAUAAAAUACGCUUAAUACAUAUUAAAUCUAAGUUUCGCUUUAUUACUUCCACUAUUUUUUUUCUAAUUUUUGCGCGCCAUUUUUCACAGUGCACAGUUCAAACACCUUUACCUUAUACUUUAGAUUAACCACCUUCGCCAAGUAUCAAUUAUAAAAAAAAAAAAAAACUAGCAGUCGUCGAUAAAAAUUAAAUUUCGAAUCGAUAUCCGUUUUAACAAUUGAAGAAUCAUAUUUACCUUCGAGUACCGUUAAAUUCAAAAUUUACAGAUAUGUAAUCACUUUUAGAAUAUUAACGUUAUAUAUUAAUCUGUGUUAAAUAGUAUCUCGUAACCAACAGUGCUGGAGCAUGCGUAGAAACGCAGUUAAUCGCAUUCAAGCACAAUUUACUUCAAGCCCCUCCUUCAAGACCCCCUCUCCGUGUGACGAUACGCCCCCUUCCCGUGUCCACGAUCGGUACAGUACAUUCAUUCGUCUCCCACUUUUUCAAACCGCCCACUGCCCCUCCUCCGUCUACCCUAGCCGCGUGAAAUAGGCGCGAGUGUCUUUUAUUGCACUUAUUGUCUGUAUUCUUUGAAAACUUACACGAACGAAGGCAGUUUUACUAGGAAAUUCUUAAUAUUGUUUUUUUUUUUAAUUUUUUUUAAUUUAAACUAUAAUGUCGUAUUCACGCAAUAUCACGUAGGGCUGUUUUAUCAAAUUGAUUACAAUCAUUUGUUUUUAUAUAUGGCGUAAUACUUCAGGAUAAUCUGUAGAGUUUUUUGAAAGUUUAUUUAUUAUUUGCUCUUUCAAUGUAGAAAAUGAUAAAGAAAAUGUGGUUACAUCCUAAAGUUCAUUUUUUAAGACUGUAAUACCACGUUGUAAGUUUUUAAAUCGUGCAGGGAAAUGUUCGUACAAUGAACCUCUUUAAGAGGCGCUGUACGCCUCUUAAGAGGUCAAAGAGCUCGAUAUCCCCUCCACUCGCCUUUUUCAACUCCAUCGUGGCGUCGAGCGAGCAAUUUCGAGAAGUGGUGGGGAUAACCGUGCGCCUCUUAGACAGGAUUUAUUGUAUCAUUUCUUCUCCUAAACGGUUUCUGCAUGAAAACUAUUCUACUUGUAAUUCUUUUGCUACUUCUAAAAACGUCUUCCUGUUUGUUUCUAAAUUUAGUACGUCAAUGCGAAAUGAACAAAAACAAGUACAAAACGACAGUGGAGGCAGACGUUCAAAGUGCCUAUCACGAUGCAAUUUUUGUAUGUACAAAACGGAAAUAAUGUCGGAACCAAGAUAACUCUAACCGAUAUCUUGUCGCUUGUUUAUAUGACUCCUUAAUUUAUUAAUUACGUGGCAAUUGUUUUUCCUCUCUCAAAUUAGUUCUAAACGUUUUUAUGUAUGAAGCACUUGAAUCGAAAUAUUAUCACGACUAAACAAUUUUUAUUUCGUCCCAAGCAAACUGUGUUUACGAUCGAGGAUGAAUUAGGGGAGCAAAUAGAAAAGUUUUAAACGAGUACAGCCAAUAGGUAACGCAAAUUCGUAUUUUCCAAUUGGUGUCACGAAUUUUUCUGUUUUUUUUUUUUUCUGUACAUUGUGUUUUAUAUUUGUAUAGGCACGUGUAUAGACACGUGCUGCUAUAAUCAAAACGUUAUUAAUCAGUUUCAACACCGAAUUCAAGAAACUCGGUCCGUGAGCAGAUCGAAACCAGGAUUCCCUAUUGGCAACUAGAUUUGCACUAAAUUCACCAGCAUCCAAUAUCAGAAGAUCGGUUCCCCCACAAGAUUUAGACAAGCCUUUGAGCCUAUCCAAACACCGGUCAUCUUUAAUAUUUCCCCUAUCUAAGUGGUCCUCUUCGAUGCCUCUUAUUAUCCGUAAAUUACUCUGCAUUGUAGUAAUCCUCGGAUCUAGGAUCCUAUGCCUUUUCUCAUGGAGUGUACUUGCUAUAUACUGUCUGGGCUUUCUCCGUCUUAUCUUUGUUGCUAAAAAUUCAGCAAAGCCACCGUAGCCGCAAGUUGGAUCUAGAUAUACUUUUGCAUCCUCCCAAAAGUCAGGAUCUGCCUCCCAGAGUUGUUGCAUUUUCAUCCCUGCACGAGAUACGAAACUCCCAAAAUCAUCCGUGCUUCUCUUCGGUAGUAAUACUCUGCCUGAACUCAAGUUUUUCCCAACGCUGAUAUCCUAUCUUUGAACCAAGUGCAUUGUUUUUUACGCUUAGCCUCUCCAAAUCCCUGAUUCUAAUAUCAGUUUGAUGUAUUUUGGUUCGAUUUCUAUCUCUUGAAAUGAAAUGAAAUGAAAUGAAAUGAAAUGAACAACCAAGUCCAUCUAGGUCUCUGUUUCAAGAUGACCGAGUCCCAUCCUACGUUAUUCUACGGUGGGUUAGGCCUGGGUUAGGUUGCGUUUUAAAAUCCGCAUUUCACUUACGUACUUUCAGCGCAUGCGUACACGCGCACUAGUGGAAUAAUUGAAAACAUAUUGUUAGCUUUUCCCUUUCGGGUGUUCGAUUGUUUUUCCUCUUUUUUUCAUGGGCAUAAAUGCGUGUGCAUUUGGGGCAUGUGCCAUUAUUAAUUUGAUAAUGAAUAAAGAAAUGAAAUUUGCGUCGGUGUUAAGGAGAGAAUAUUUCAACGAUUUACUAAUAUAUUAACUGCGCUAACGAGAUAACGUUAGUCGGAGCUUGCUAAUUCGAGGAUAUAACGAAUGUGUCUUUGUAGAACAAAAAAAAAAAAACAAAGUAACGAAUACCUUUAUUUAUUGUAGUAGAACGAUAUAUGACGAUUAUAGUUAACGAUUAAUUUAUAUAUUUCCGUGUAAUUAGUGUGUAACCGUUUUAGUACUGUUUUUAGAAUAUUAUUUUUAUAAUUGUAAAUUCGAUUCUCCAAGUCACUAAAUUUAAUAGUAUACAGUUUUAGAGAUUAGUAAUGUUUGAAAUAAUUUUAUGGUGGUUGACGACUAAACGGUCGACGCAGGAAAAAAUAAAAUAGAUAAGUAGUUUUAUGUUUGAUUUUUUUUUCUCUUUUUUGUUAUAACAUGUCCAGAAUAGCGAUGGACUAAUGUGAGACUAUUAAACGCCGUUGUAAACAUUCGCCUUUAAUUAAUUCGUUCGCGUAACUAAAGUUUCCAUAUAUGCUCAAUGGGAUGCAAUUGUGUUAGUAAUAAUAUUACUCGUAUAUAGUCUGACGGUUUUAAUUGUAACGCAGUAUUAUUUAAUAAUUGCGAACGGGUGUGUUCAAACUUUAAUUGUUUUUUUUUUCUCUCUUCUAUCAAGUUUAUUAUUCCUUGUAAGCGUUGUUAAAUCAUGAUUCCUACGUUCACGGUACUUAGUUCAAAUUUCAGAAGCGAACAUGCAACAGAUUUGCACGCCUUGCUUAUCUCCCUUUUCGCGAAAUUGUUGAACAUGCGAGAAUUUUUAAGUGAUUUAAAAAGAAACACGGAAAGUACCGCAGUACACCGCAUAUUGUAAAUUGAUUUUAAAAUGAAAUCGUAAAAAUACUAUAUCAACAUUGAGGUUUUAAUGAAAUUUUCGUGUGAUCUUAGGGCCUAAUUUCAAAUAAAACCUUUUGAAAGAAAUAUUCAGAAAAAUUAAUUAAAACUAAAAAAAAAAAGAAGAAAAAGAAAGAAAUGAUUUUUGAAAUAUGUAAGAUGUAAAAUAGAAUAUAAAAGAAUGUUCAAAUUUCCACCGAAAUUAAAUGACCUUAGCAGACAAUUCUGUGUCUAUGUUUGGUGGUUCUAUACAUUUGUAAACGUUGUCCAACAAGCAAUUUUCAAUCAAAUGACUUUUCCUAUAAAUAUAAUAUAUUUUUCAUUCAUUAGUUGAAUUGCUGUGAUUAAAUUUCACGUGUACAAAGACUUGCUGAUGUGUACAUUUCAAUUUUUAUGAAUAUGUAAUUUACAGACUAUGAGUGCGUUUAUACGAUCUGAAUUUACAUCGGAGCUUCUAAUAUUGGGAUACUACUAUAAUUUUGGUUUCUAAGUAUUUAUAUUUGAAAUAAAUAUAAGACUUAGAAGUCAUAAUUAUUGACUGUACAUCGACUUUAGUAUUUCAGUAUAAACCUGGAACCGCGUAAACGCAGUUUAUAAGAGGUGGUUCGUUAUUGAUUAUAUUUAUUGGCUCCAUGCCGAAAACAGAUCAACGACACAGAAUAACGUUUUUUGUAAACAGCCGUAAUGGCUUCGAAAAAAGUCUUCGCGUGCGUCACGUCGUGGAAAAGUUAUGAAAAAUUUUCGUUAUAAGCUCCUUCUCGUUUGCUGACGUUGCAUUUUUGUGUAAAUAAUAACGAAGCACCCGUCUUAUGAAUUACGUUUAGACAAAUUUCAAUGGAAUCUUUGCGCACAUUCGACAAGCUAAUUGAAUUAAUGCAGUAGACUUUUGUAAAGCGGGAUCUUUCAAAAUAAUUGUAAAUGUACAAAUAUUUAUUAAAAAUACAGAGUGAAUCUUUCGAAUGGGAAUACCUGAAUAUUAUCGUUUAUGGUUGACUAAAGAAACUGUCUAGAAAAACCAUUGAAUUAUUCCAAAAGAUAAGUACAGCUAUAAUAAGAAAUAAUAAUAAUAUAAUAUAUUUUUUUGUUUAAUUGUAUUGCGCGGGAGGAGAUAUUUCUUUCUCAUUAUGUAAAAGUAUCGGGAGAAAAGUUUCCAAAAACACAUACUUCGCGAGAUACUUUAAUAUUAUUAACUCUCUAUGGAACUUUUUUUCUACAAAAUUGAUCUUCGACAAAAUGUUCGCCAUGAAGACGCGAUCGCGCCACUCUGACCACACCAUUAAUCGCCAUUAGGAUGGCGGUACCACGAUGCACGGUAGUCACUACUUCUCGUCUAUUACCUUCACUUCCUACGAAAAACUUAAUAGUAGCCCUCAAGCUCUUCAUAGCCACGAAUGAAUGUUCGUAAAUGUAGAGGGCGGGAGAAUGGCCGUCAGCUGUGGGAUCAUCAUGAUCCAGGAUCUUCUAAUUUAGAUCGACAUCCUGAGCUAGCGUAACUUCACGGUCGCUGUAUUCGAAGUUAACCAUCGAGUACUGAUACGAUACAUCGAAGUCUACAAAAAGCCCUUUCUCGAAACACGAAUUACACGUGUCUCUAGUAAACCACGUGCAGAGAUUUGAGAGAUGAGUCAAACCAGUCUGCAGGUCGCUGAACACUAUGGCGCAUAGCGCGAAUAUGAAUAGCUUCGUAUUCUUUGUCUUGCGGUACUGGAGCUAAUGUAUUAAACACAGGGCGUACAAGCCUUGGCCUAAUGUUCGGAAGGUGAAUAUUCCAGGUACAUGCCGCCUGAAUAUUCGCAUCUCAUUAUCAGUCAUUUUACGGUUGAGAUAAACGUUCAGCCUAUCUCCGAAGUCAUGGAGUGCUAAUUGGUUCGCUACGAAUUCACGAGGAAAAGUUCUGGACAACAUCCUGUUGGACUCAUCUUCAUUCCUCCUCCAGAGCUUUCUCAUAUGUCUUCCCACUAGCGAGUACCGAAGCAAAAUGGAAUCAGCUUCGGGAAAUAGUUCGUCAGAUAUCGCCAUACUAUUCACCGAUCCAGUUCUAUUGACUAUCAAGGUGAAUUUGCUGAAGUCGUUUUCCCUUCAUAUAAGAGAUCAUUUUCUAUAUCUGAAUUAUCGUCAAACUGAAUUUGUCUGUUGAUAACUGGUAGAUCCGGAACCUUAUCCUUACGGUUAAGCACGGGCCUUAGAAAAAACAUGGCGUCAUUGCCACUUUCGGAGUAGUCGUGAAAAGCAACACGAGGGUAUCGCUUAGGAGAUACAUUGGCUAUAAUCUCUUCUUUCGGUAACAAAGGACUCGUUAUCCCUACAGGCUCUGGUUGGGACGGUAUUGCUCUAGGCUCAGCCGAUCGCGUCUCCACGGAAACGAGAUCGGAUGCGGCCACUGAAACAGCGCAUUUGCGUGACACGUAGCUCUGGGCUGGAAAUCACAUUUUCCUUUCUAUUCUGCCAAAUAGAACUGGUAUUGGGGCCCUCCACCGAGCUUCAAACCUUUGAUUAUUUUUACCUUCUUCGAUAGAAUGUUUUCCGAUUACCAUUUUCGAAUCUUUUAAGAAAUUUCAUUUUAUCCAGGACAGUUUCUUUUGUUCAUAUUCACAAUUGAAAGUAUUUAGGUGUUCCCCAUUCGAAUGGUACAUCUUGUACACGCAACCAUCGAUUUCCUUGGAGUUCGCGUAAAGUUCGAAAUGAUUUCUGCUUUCGGGAGAGUCACGUAAGCGCGUGUGUACAAACUUAGGACCGUUCACGAAACCGUUUGCCAUGCGCUGAUUUCAUCGUUGACGAUCGGAGAAGGGUGAUAUAUUUCGUUAAGGAGAGUCGUUAGAAUAUUAUUUGUUAAAUUUAAAGAGUAUACCCCUUGUGCACACGCUUCAAAGAGAAAAACAUUCCGAAAGGUAAAAAAAUGGAAAACGAAAAAUGAAAAAAAAAAAAUAAAGAAUAGAUAACGUACAGUUACGAUAAGGCUUUUAAACAUUUGGGAAAAUGUCACGUUCUUGUGAGAAAUGGUUAAAAUAGUGAAACACGGGAACACGUGUGUCGCACGCGAGCACACACACACCCCUUACAAUGCAUUAAUUAUAUAUUAAUAAAAUUAGGUAUAAAAUAAAUGAACAAGCUCUUAGAACGUACAUCAUCUAUCUCUAUAUAUAUAUAUAUAUAUACAUAUGCGUAUAACUGAAAUAUAAAUAUAGAUAUAUAUAUAUAUACAUAUAUAUAUAAAUAUAUAUAUUAUAUAUAUAUAUAAACACUCACACACGACAUGUGUUAUAUAAUAUUAUUAUACAUUAUCGGUAAGCAGUUCGGAAGUGAACAUUAAUUGAUAAGGUUUAAUCUAAUUAUUGUAAAAGAUUAUUAAUGAUUAAUGCAACAAAGUGGACUAAUUCGUGAAUAACCUCUAUUCCUAACGAGAAUGAAGAAGGGAGGAGUAAAAAAAAAAGAUUAAUUUUAAACAGAUUAACUAGCAACUAAAAUAAUAAUUAAUAGCGAAAUAAAUAAUAGGUGUUAACAGUAAUAAUUGUCGUAAUGUUGGGUUUAAGAACGCGACGUAAAUACUAAUACACAAUAAAAUAGAGAACCGGUACGAAAUAAUAGAUAUAAACGAUAGUUAUUAAACAUUUUUGCGGAUUACUUCGCUGGACUAAAUGGUAAUCAAGAGAUAUAUUCACAAGUAGCGUAGCAUUCUAAUGACUUUGAUGACGAAACUUAGGUUUAGAUUUCGAAGAAAAGAGAGAAAAAGAUGAGAAAACGAAAAAAAAAAAGAAAAUUCGAAGGACGAUUAUAUUGCUAUUUGUGUGUAUGCGCACGCGCGUGUGGUGUGUAUGCGUGUGUGCGGAGAGGGGGGGGGGGGGGAGUUGAUCACGACGGUUGUAAACGAAUUUUUGUUUUUACCUUGUAUACUUAAAUGUUGUUCAACAAUUUCUCACCGAUGAAUUUUCUCUGGAACAUUUUUCUUUUAUCGGAAAUAAGUUUGCAAAUAAUAAUAAUUGCGGAGCAAUCGCAAAUUGCUCGAAGCAGAUGACAUUAUUGACUCUUACGGUCCUACGUCGGGUCAAAUCCGACAAAAGUAUAACGAAAUAUCGAAUCUGGAAAAUAAGGGUCGAUAUUCGACGGCUCAAGGGCACAUUGUGUUUUUUAAUCUCAACCUUUACGAUUUUUCGUAAUUCCGCGUGUCAAUUUAGUAUAAAAUUCGAACUUUAGAGUAAAACUUGGACUUUAAAAUAAAGAAACACGUUCGUUUCUUUCGUUUAAAGAAAUUUUCAUCGAUUUUCCGGAAAAUCACUCCACCAGUUUUAUUCGAUUUUUCUUGGCGUUAGUUUUAUUUAAGGGAGACGCGAUUCGAGUGUUUCUCGGCUGUUUUCAACGUGAAAGAUACGAUACUUGUUCUUUUUGGAUCAUUUUUCGCGAAACAUAUCCUGCUCUGUUGACGAUCAACGACACAUGAUUUUUCAUACUCCUGUCAUAUGGUAUUUUAAUUUUUUUUUUAUUUUUUUUUUUUACGUAAAAAGGAUGGAAACUUUUCAACGUCACACAUAUCAGAAUCUACCAAACAACGAAAACUAUUUAUUUAUUUAACCUCGGUUCCUCUCAAGGACACGAGUAAAUUGUUUAAGUAACGUCCUACAACUCGAUUGAAAUUCCCAAAGGGGGAGAAACACUUCCCUGUUUCCUUUUUGGUGAGAAAAAAGUCCAGAAAGAAUUCAAAGUGGAAAAACUUAGGGUAUUCGAAUGGAUGCGUGUAUCGAGUAUACACAUCACAUAAAUAUAAGGAAUCGCGCGCGCGCGCGCGCGGAAUGAUGUCCUGUUUAUCACGAGUCUCUUGAAUGGAUCCAUCGCUUCCGAAUAUACGGAUAUAAACGGACAAAAUUUAUUUGCCGCGCUUUCCUGUUAUCGAGACCCGUUCAAAAAGUUUAAUUGUUAAAAAUCAUCGUUAGACUGCGAAUUCUGUGCAUUCUGUUUAUUUAUAACUAAACGUAAUCAAGAGGUAUGUGUACUCGCGCAAAUACGAAAUAUUAAAUUAUGAUAUUAAUUAACA